Andrographis paniculata is the source of this 1644-nucleotide messenger RNA. Its product is annotated as protein phosphatase 2C 51-like. Gene Ontology annotation, molecular function: protein serine/threonine phosphatase activity; cation binding. Gene Ontology annotation, biological process: protein dephosphorylation. The record is from RefSeq and is a predicted model, not a curated record. Lineage: Eukaryota; Viridiplantae; Streptophyta; Magnoliopsida; Lamiales; Acanthaceae. The transcript has 3 exons. Bases 337 to 1440 code for a protein of 367 amino acids. Gene Ontology annotation, cellular component: cytosol; nucleus.
UAUUCCCAAACCAAUAAAAAGAAACUCCGUGGACCCAUGUAAAAAUAUAAAUAACAUAAAAAUAAAAGCGGAAGAAUUUCCGUGCAACCACGUACAAUGAACGCCUUAUUUCCCGAAAACAGCGCCGCCGUCAGGAGUGGCAGUCGCCGCCGUUUUCCACAGUUCCCCCACCAACGAAACUUCCACCAUACCCCUCCUCAGCCUGCCACGCGUCACCCACCACCUUCAGUAUAUAUAUAGUGUGUGUAUGUAUCUAUGUAAUAUCACUGCAUCCCUUGUGAAGCAUCGAUCUUAAUUCAGCUCGUGAAUUUUAACCGUCAUGUUGCCGCCGGAACAAUGAUGAAGGAUUCCGGCAAGUCCACCUCUCUGCACGUCAAGAAAACGCAGAAAGCCCGCCUGAGGCGGCUCGAAAUUCUGCGGAUGCGCCCCGGCAAUCUCACGCACGAGAACGACUCAGACCGGGAAGGGGAUGCCAAGUCCACGUCAUCCGCCUCCUCCAUCGACUCUCCUGAGCUCACCCGAAGACACGGAAGUUUCGAAUUCGGCGGAUCGUCCUCGUCGCCGGCGGCGGCGCGGUGCGAGAGCAGCGGCUUGCUUUACGGACACGUGUCGGUGAUGGGGCGGCGGAGGAUGAUGGAGGAUACGGUCACGGUGGCGCCGCACGGCUGGCUAGCUGGGGAAUACUCCUUCUUCGCCGUCUACGACGGCCACGGCGGCGCCAGGGUCGCCGAGAAGUGCCGAGACAGGAUGCACAAGAGCCUCGAAAGCCUCAUCAACAAGGCGAAGACAGCGCCGGCGCCGUCGCCGGAGGGUAAAGCCUUUGACUGGGAGAAAGUCAUGGCGGAGUGUUUCCGGAGCAUGGACCAGGAGCUGCUGGAGGACGACAUCGCCACGGCCGCCAUAGGUGAGCACGUCUCGGCGGCUGAGAAAAUGGUGGGUUCCACGGCGGUGGUGGUGGUGGUCGGCAAGAAUGAGGUUGUAGUCGCCAAUUGCGGCGAUUCCAGGGCGGUCCUCUGCCGCGGCGGCGCUCCGGCGCCCCUGUCCAGAGAUCACAAGCCAGACAGCGCAGACGAGAAGGAAAGAAUUGAAGCCGCCGGAGGAAGGGUGCUCAACUGGAACGGCUGGCGAGUCCAGGGAGUCCUCGCCACUUCCAGGUCCUUAGGCGAUCAUGGUCUGAAGCCAUAUGUGACCUCGGAGCCGGAAGUGAACGUGGUGACGAGAUCAGAGAUGGACGAGUUCCUGAUAAUUGCAACGGACGGUCUGUUUGACGUGGUAGGGAAUGAGCUGGCAUGCGAAUUGGCCAAGAAGUAUCUGAUGGACAGACAGGAGGGUGGUUCAGAGGCGGCUGGGCCGGCGGAAGCCGCGGCCGCACUGGCUGAGCUAGCCAUUGCUAAGGGAAGCAGAGAUAACAUUAGUGUCAUCGUUGUACAGCUCAAAUGAAGCAGGCAAUGGAUCGGAAUUUGUUUCAAGUUUGAUUUGUGUUGCAAUUUCGUUUUUUUUUUUUUCACUUCGAUGAUGGUUGUAAGGCUUGACUUGCAGGCCUGUCUUAUGUACAGCACAGGUUUUGCUUCGAUUGGAUUGUGUUUGUUGUGGUUAAUUAUUAUGUGUAUAAUGAACUUUUCAUUUCUUGCUUUCUGGGCUUUU